Molecule: messenger RNA, 1681 nt
Organism: Seriola aureovittata
Lineage: Eukaryota; Metazoa; Chordata; Actinopteri; Carangiformes; Carangidae
Gene: selenop2
Product: selenoprotein P2
Exons: 5
Biological process (GO): selenium compound metabolic process
Cellular component (GO): extracellular region
Molecular function (GO): selenium binding
Source: RefSeq, a predicted model, not a curated record
UCUCUCUCUCUCUCUCUGUCUCUCUCCCUCUCUCUCUCUCUCUCUCUCUCUCUCUGUUUGAUUUGGGGGAAGUGCUUAGAAAACCCCAAAGGCUUUAAAAACAACAGUUUUUUACUGUCUGUUGUUGUGGGUCACGGGACAGAGCGAGAGGCCAGAGACAGACUGAGUCCUGGCAGCCAGGGAGGGACAAUGCGCUCGCUCUCUUCGCUGUGGCUGUACGCCGCCCUGCCAGGUGUGCUGUGGGCCGCGCACGUCACCCUGAUGGUGGAGGGGGACAAUAACGCCUCCAGGAUCUGCAAACCCGCCCCCCCCUGGGAGAUCAGGGGACAGGCACCUAUGCGAAAGCUGCUGGGGAAUGUGGUGGUGGUGGCGCUGCUGAAGGCCAGCUGACAGUUCUGUCUCACUCAGGCCUCCAAAAUUAAAGGCCUGCGUGACAGGCUGAACCGCAGCAACCUGACGGAGGUGUCCUUCAUGAUCGUGAACGAGCAGGAGGCGCACUCCAGGGCGAUGUACUGGGAGCUGAAGAGAAGAGCGCCCCCUGGUGUUCCUGUGCACCAGCAGUCGCCCAUUCAGGACGACGUGUGGGAGGCUCUGGAUGGGGACAAAGACGACUUCCUGGUCUACGAUAGGUGUGGUCUCCUCACCUUCCACAUAGUGCUGCCCUACAGCUUCCUGCAUUACCCCUACGUGGAGGCUGCAAUCAGAGCCACUUAUCAGAAAAACAUCUGCAACUGCUCUGCGAAUUCUACUUUAUCAAGUGACGCGAACAGCGUCAUGAGGAAUGACACGGAGGAGGCGGACAUCAGACAAACAACUGCAUUACCCACAAUCCAGCUGGACACUGAUGAUGCAGAGGAGGGAGACAACGACCCGGGAACUCAUCAGCACAUCCAUCAUCAUCAUGAUCAACAUCAUCAUCAUCAUGAUCAACAUCAUCAUCAUCACCAGCACAAUCAGUCCCAGGAGCUGCAGGAUCCAACCCAGAAUAAAACUCUGAAUCUUCAUCCUCUGAAUCAUCAUCACCACGAUCCUCAGCAUCAUCACCACCGUCGUUAGGAAGUUAAAUUAUUAUUAAUUAUAAUCUAUAUUAUAGUCAGUUACUUUAUUUUUUAAUAGGAAUGAUUCAGGAUAACAGGUUUUGAAGCGUGAUCAGACUUGAGGUCUCUCCUCCAGGACUUCCGCACCCCGCCGCUCUGUGUGGACGGACCGGACAGUCCCGCCCCGCCGUCUCCACCUGAUGAAGUCUGCGGCAUAAAGCCUGGCUGCAGGAGGCUGCAGGUGGAUGUGUGUGGAGAGGUGGGGCGGACCCACGGACACUGUCGGUCCACGCGGAGCCAGAGGACGGUGCGAGCUGCAGCGGAGACCUCGGGUCGGGUUCCUGUCUGAACUAGAACCUCCUCCUGGUUCAGGUUCCUUUAAUCCUUUGUUUCCUGCUGGAGAACAGCUGGAGGAGGAGAACAAAGUGUCUGUACUGUGCUUUACUUUAGUGUAAUAAGCUGUAUUACAGGAUUAACCCGCAUUAUUACUCAGUUUGACAUGUUUUCUGUACCUGUGCUCCUGAUGGAGCAGAAACUGUAGAGAAGCAUUUAAUCACUGAAAGCAUCGAUACUGUUCCUGUGAAGCCCAGAGCAUCAUGAUGUUUCCUCUUUCCUUUAUCAUAAAAUCCUCUUUGACACCAGAA